CUAUCUCUCGCUGUACCGAGUUGUUAUGUGACAGGAUCCCCGAAUCCAAGGGGCCAGUGAUAGGCGGACAGCAAUCCACCCAAACAGACCCGGUCAGUUACGCAGUGAGAUAAUGGUGAUCUCACCGCUGCGCCUGCACCACCGCCCACUUCAGACCGAACGUCAUUGACUUGCACAUCCAUGCAAACCAAGAUCAUCUUGCCCAGAGUACAAGAUCGCCAGCUCCCCCUGAGGUACUGUCAAGGGCGCUCCCUCAUUGCCAGCUUCACACCGUUCAUCUUUCGCACCACAGACAGUGAAGGAAAUUCAACGUUAUUCCUGAGAAGCUCAUCAGAUUCAACCCGUUCAAGUUCCUACCUUCAGCAUGGCCGACGAAGGAUAUAUCCCUCAGGAAGUCCCAGCGUCCGAGGACUACGCCGCCGAGCAAGAGAACGUGCUGCGCGGACACAAGGCCGCCAUCUCCAAUCCGCAGGUCUCGGAGCAGGCAAAGGAGCGCUCCAAGAAGGUGCUCGAGAGCAUGGACGAGCCGUACGACCCCUCGCAGGCCAGCCACGGCACCGCCGGCGAGCAGCAGCAGAAGGACCCCGGCAACGUCGCGCGCGGGCUCAAGGCCAGCAUCAGCAACCCCGGCGUGUCGGAGGAGGCGAAGCAGAAGGCCCGGGAGAAGCUUGGUGGGCUGGGCGGGGAGUGAGGGUCUCUCCGUCCGGGUUGGGCGGAGGGGAGAUUGUUGAUCAAGGGUGUCUGUUGGUGCCACUUAGGUAUGCUGGAGGAAUUCUGGCUGAAAACACGGUUGCUCAGUCACGGCAAGUGAAUGCCAGACCCAUCGGUUUCUAUACCUCGAGCUCUGAGGAUCGCGGUUGUUAAGAUGCCACGGAAUUACAUAGCACUCCGUUGUGAGACGCAGUCUCCUGUAGUGACUCCUGAAUGUGUUUUGA
This is a messenger RNA of Thermothielavioides terrestris NRRL 8126, 935 nucleotides long. RefSeq lists its product as uncharacterized. The transcript is spliced from 2 exons. Gene Ontology annotation, cellular component: cytoplasm. The record is from RefSeq and is a predicted model, not a curated record. Lineage: Eukaryota; Fungi; Ascomycota; Sordariomycetes; Sordariales; Chaetomiaceae. Bases 365 to 691 code for a protein of 108 amino acids.